Molecule: messenger RNA, 11145 nt
Organism: Diabrotica virgifera virgifera (western corn rootworm)
Lineage: Eukaryota; Metazoa; Arthropoda; Insecta; Coleoptera; Chrysomelidae
Gene: Herp
Product: homocysteine-responsive endoplasmic reticulum-resident ubiquitin-like domain member 2 protein
Exons: 3
Coding region: 173-1111 (312 amino acids)
Biological process (GO): endoplasmic reticulum unfolded protein response
Molecular function (GO): protein binding
Source: RefSeq, a predicted model, not a curated record
AAGCCACAAAAAUAAAUAUGGGUGAUUGUUGAUACGAACAUUGAUAGAAAUUAUUGAUAAUGUAAUAUAAUAUAUUCGGUUGAUUAACGUAGAAAAAGCUAGAAGCAGUAAAAAAUUAACUGUUAAGUGUUGUGAAUAUUUAGUGGGAGUUAAAUAACAAAACCAAGAAAAAAUGGAAUCGUUUGUUACGUUAAUAGUUAAAGCUCCAAAUCAACAAAUUGAAGAUCAGACAAUACAGUGCGAACCUUCAUGGACAAUUCACAAAUUAAAGCAACAUCUAUCGGAAGUGUAUCCCAGUAAACCCCCUAAACACGAACAGAAACUAAUAUAUUCAGGUCAGUUACUAAACGAUACUGUAACGUUAAAAGAAAUAUUACGACAGUAUGAGGGACAAGAAGCACAUACAGUACAUUUGGUCUGUUCCUCCAAGUAUAUGCAAAAUGUUCCUGAAACCAAACCAGUAUCUCAGACUAGUACACCAAAUAAUACCCAAAAUACAACUAAUUCGACGACAUCGAGUCCAACCACAAACGAUAACGCCUCUGGAGGACAAAACACAGCUGGUUUUCCUCCAAAUAUGCCAUAUUUUAACAUGAACAGCGGCCAAGUUGAUCCAAACCAGUAUGCUAUGCAGUUGGCGUGGAUGCAGCAGGCUUAUUUCCAGUAUAUGAGUCAAUAUAUGCAACUGGCAGCAAAUUCAUAUGGAACAGCAGGUCAGGCGAUACCAAAUAAUGGAGAUCCAGUUCCCAACCAACCAGAACAACCUCCAGCAGCUCCUGCAGAAGCUCCCGCCGUUGCCAGAGAUCCCGAUAACCCCGAAAGAGACUGGCUAGAAGUAUUUUAUAUGUUAACCAGAGCCACUGUUCUAUUCAUUGUUAUAUAUUUCUAUUCCAGUCCUAUUAGGUUUUUAUUUGUUCUUCUCUUGGGUUUCAGUUUAUACUUAUAUCAAAUAGGCUUCUUUAGAAAUAUGAACAACAACAAUAAUAACAUCAAUGGCCCUCCCGAACAAGCCCAAGUAGAAGAGCCGGCUCCGUCGAGGUUCAUGAUAGUGUGGACAUUUUUUGCUACGUUUUUUGCAUCCCUCAUUCCCGAGAUUCCAAACGCUAUUUAGUUAUAUUAAAUAUCGACUCAUUCACUAUACACAUUGUUUAAUUUACCAUGUUGAUAUUUGUUUAAGAAUUUCAUGGGUCAAGACAAGGUAAAUGAGAGUAUCCUACCUGGUGGUUAGUAACAGGUCGUGAGAUAAACAAAAUAAUUUAUUGCCCGAUAUUUUUAUUGGUGCAGGUGUAAUUUUUAAAUAUAUAAAUUUGCGAUAGUUGACAUUUCAAUAUUUAGAUUUACUCCAGUUAUACCAAUUUUUUUUUGUGUUUGAACAUGUAAGGUUGCCAAAAUAUACAUUGCAACAUUUUUUUCAAAAUCUGCACAUUUUAUGUAUUCUUAUGUUAUUGUUUUUGUCUUAUGGCAAACGAUGAGAUGUGUAUUUGUAUGCUGCUAUUCUAUGCUAUAUCUCAGAUAUGCAGACGACACCGUACUGAUUGCUUCCAAUGAAAGAGUUGCAACGACAUAUGAACAGGGUGACCGAAACAUAUGUUGAAUAUGGAUUAAAACUUAAUACUUCUAAGAUAAACCUUUCCGAAGCCCUGAAGGGCAAUAAGGAUUAUGAGAAAGAAGAAGAUAAACCUUAUGGUUGUCAGAAAACGGAGUUACAACCAAUCCACUCCAAAUGGAGUAGUGUUCAAUUAACUUUGUAUAGCCUCUGAAAUAAGUUAGAAUUUACAUCAAAUGUUUGUGGUCCCAAAAGUCGUACGGGAACAACAUUAUGGAGAAUCCUCUUUUAUCAGUGAAAUAUGUACAACGAAUUUUAAUUGAUCAGAACAAACUGUUCAAUAUAAGUAAAUACAAGUAAUUUAACACACCAGGUUUAAACAACCUUUAAUAUUCUCGACAAAAUAUUUUCCUUUGGCCAACCUUUCAUUUUCAGGCCGGUUAUUCAACUGAAACCUACAAUACGUUUAGAUUUGGAUUAGAUAUAGCCCACUAAAGGAAGCCCUGAAAUCGGCAACAUUGCUUACUCCACUAUCGUGGGCGAUGAAGAUGAUAAUGACGGCGGAGUGUCAGAAUCGGCGCCAAUCAGGUGCAUUAAGAGGGAAGUCUCGUUUAUAGUCGACGGGGCGCUGUUGCCAAGUAUAGGGUGUAUAUCUAAUUUAAAACUAAAGCUAUGUCGAUAAUAUUCUAUUUUGUUUCUUGUACCUGUUAAUUUGUAGACUCUCUCAACAUUGAGAAGUGUUGCUGGUAACACCCUAUUGAAUAAACAAUAUACUAAUAUUAUAUCUUGUUUGAAACAAGCAUAAUAUAUAGGAUUAGAGUUUUGAUUAAAGCGCGGUAUAUUUUACAUUUUUGUGUAAAAGGCUGUCUUUAUCUAAGGCGGUAACUACCAAAAUAGUGGUGAUCACAUUUUUCCCAGUAUGGAAGCCAAAGUUCCUAUUAUACUAACUACUAAAAAAAUGUUCUGUCAAAUCUACAUGUAUGUAAGAUAUGACUUCUUUUGUGAAUUUAACUCUAGUGCACUUAGAUAAAACCUACAUAAGUAUAGGCUUAUAUGGGACUUACCAUAACUUAGAGAGGGAAAGAUAAGGUGUCAGGUCAAAGUCAAUCUAAAACACAUAAACGCUAAACGUAAAUAGAAUUAACGUUUUUAUAUUGGUAUUUUAGCUUAUUCUAAAUUGAAUCGCUGAUAAAUAACAAUUUUUUCUAUUACACAAUCAUAGUAGGGAUCCAAGUGGUCCAAUAUAAAUUAAGUUGGUUGCUUGACUAUUUUUAAUAUUUUUUAUUUUUCUGCCUCUUAAACUUCAGUCCGUAGAGAGUACAGAAUUCCAGUUAUUUUAUUUUUAAAAAACACUAUUUCUUAACAUAAUUUUGAUAGUGAAGCAACUGCUCCUUGUCUAUUGUUGGGUAUUCCCACCUCGCUUUUGUUACCAAAUUGAAAGCAAAUCAUAUUCUCAUUAUUCUAUGUUGUUACUAUAUACAGGGUGUUUCAUUGGGAAACGGAAACACUUUAAUGGUGAAUAGAGGUCACCGUGCCGGUUCUAGAUAUAGUACAUUUUUUGCCCUACCGACUUUUAUAACCGAGUUACAGGGUGUUUUAUCGAUUUUGCCCAUUUCUUUCCUAAGCCAUAACUUUAGAACCACCCAGUAUAUUUUUUUGAUAUUUGGUACACAUAUGUCUCAUUCAAAACCCAAACGACCGACAUACUAACCAUAAGAAAAAUCCAGGUCCGGAUUAACAAAAAAUUAUAAAGUAAUUGUGACCUUAAAACAACACUCUGUAUAUUGAAAUUUUGAAAAUCUGUUUGCAUAUUUGAAAAGAGCACAAAAAAGUAAGUUUAAUGGUUCGCUUCAAUUUUUCGGCCAGACAAUUUUAUGACUUUCAUUUUGAAAUUAUAUUGAAUUUUUUAAGAACUUUGACAUUAAAAAGCAGAUAUUAUUAACUUUUAGUUAUAAAUUAUUAAAGUUAAUGAAUAAAUACUCAUUUUAAAAAUAAUCAAUACUUAUUUACCACAUUGGAACGACCCAAUUACUAAUGACAAGAAAAAUCCAGGUCCGGAUUAAGAAAAAAAUACAAAGUAGUUGUGACCUUGAACCAACACCCUGUAUAUUGAAAUUUUAAAAAUUUGUCUGCGCAUUUUAAAAGAUCAUGAAAAACUGUGAUUAAAGGCUUAUUUUAAUUUUUUCGCCGUUGAUUUAAUUACAUCAAUUUGAAAUUAUAUUGAAAUUUUAAAGAACUCUGACCUUAAAAACCAGGUAUUGUUAACUUUUAAUAAUAAUUUAAUGUUAAUGAAUCAAUACUUAUUUUAAAAAUACUUAAUACUUAUUUACUACGCUGGCUUCAUAUUUAUAUUCUCUGGAUCUGUAGCUAUAUGCACAUCAUUAAAAAUUAGAAUUGCGAGAAUUGGCAUAUUUUAAUGAUUUAGUAAAGAAUUAAAAAAAACUGCUACAUAUAUCUAAUUAAAGCAAAAAUUCAUUACAAUUCAACAAUUUAACAUAAAUUAAAAAUAUUUGAAAUAUAACAGUUGCUCAAAAUGUCCGCCAUUUUGUUCGAUGCAUUUCCUUGCUCGUUUUAAAAGAUUUCGAAUCGAUUUUCUAAUUACAUUGGGAUUAUUCAUCAUUUUCCUGGUAGCUUCUUGUGAACUUGACAGAAUUAAUCAAUAUGAUUUCAAAAUUGCCGUAAUUAAAUUAUCUGCGCAACAAUUUGACAUGCACCUUUUAACGCAGUUCUUAUGCUCUUUUAAAAUACAUAAACAAAUUUUCAAAAUUUCAAUAUACAGGGUGUUGUUUCAAGGUCACAAUUACUUUAUAUUUUUUUCUUAAUUCCAGACCUGGAUUUUUCUUGUCAUUAGUAAUUGGGUCGUUCCAAUGUGGUAAAUAAGUAUUGAUUAUUUUUAAAAUAAGUAUUUAUUCAUUAACUUUAAUAAUUUAUAACUAAAAGUUAAUAAUAUCUGCUUUUUAAUGUCAAAGUUCUUAAAAAAUUCAAUAUAAUUUCAAAAUGAAAGUCAUAAAAUUGUCUGGCCGAAAAAUUGAAGCGAACCAUUAAACUUACUUUUUUGUGCUCUUUUCAAAUAUGCAAACAGAUUUUCAAAGUUUUCAAUAUACAGGGUGUUGUUUUAAGGUCACAAUUACUUUAUAAUUUUUUGUUAAUCCGGACCUGGAUUUUUCUUAUGGUUAGUAUGUCGGUCGUUUGGGUUUUGAAUGAGACAUAUGUGUACCAAAUAUCAAAAAAAUAUACUGGGUGGUUCUAAAGUUAUGACUUAGGAAAUAAAUGGACAAAAUCGAUAAAACACCCUGUAACUCGGUUAUAAAAGUCGGUAGGGCAAAAAAUGUACUAUAUCUAGAACCGGCUCGGUGACCUCUAUUCACCAUUAAAGUAUUUCCGUUUCCCAAUGAAACACCCUGUAUACACACACACAAUACAAAUCAAAACGGCCUUCAAUAUAAAUAGGAUUAAGUUUCAAUUUUGAUUUUUUAUAAUCCAAAUCUCACUUUCUCAUAUUUGUGCCAUUAUAUGUAUUAAAAAACUGUUCUAUAAAUUCUUCAAAUUGAACUAUAACAAUUUAAAACAUUUGAUACACCAUCUUGGCUUUCUCAUUCUAUGAUGCUAACAUACCAAGUUAAAAUUUUUAUAAAAUACAUAUAUCUAUAUCCAAAGAUUUCACUAAAUAGUUUACAUUACUGUAUAACUUCAUCAUUAUUCACUGAUCCAGUAAUGUAGAAUUUUAAUUAAAAUAUCUGUGAUAAUAAAGCAAUAUUCUUUUUUUACCACUCGAUGGUGUCGCAACAUCUUUUUAGUUUUCAUAAUUUUUUGUGGACCAGUCUACAAUAGCUAUUGAUUUGAUACCUAUGUUUCUUGAUACCUAGGCGACACCUUGUAAGAACUAUCAUAAAAAAUACAUUUAACCUUCCGUUACUCGCGCCAAUUUUUUGUGAUCGAAAACUCGCGUACGGUGCAGAAGUAAAAAUUUUUUUUUGCAAAAUUGUGUAGUACAAUUACAUUAUUUAAUGAAUAUAUCAUCAUAUAGUUUUGUAGAUAUGCGUUUGUGUUAACAUUAUAUUACUUUAAUAAAAAGCAACUUUGUUCAUCAUCAUCUUCAUACGUUUCCUCGUCAGUCGAUACUUCCUCAAAUAAUUUUAAUAAUUUUUGCUUCCCCUUCUCGUAAUCCAUAUCUAAAUAUAAAUAAACAAAUAUAUAAACAUUGAAAAUAAGAAAAAGAUCUUAAAUUACCUUACUAAUUAAAACUAUCGAUAUCUGAUCCAAACACAAAAAUUUGUGCACAAAUCUGUACGUUAGAAUUGAAAGAGCGUAAGUCACUUUCACUUUGUUUUGCAGUAGAUCAAAAUUAGUGCUCUUAAUUUGUACACCAUAAUUUUAAAUGCCUUUAAAAUUAUCAAAUGAUGUUGUAGCUUUAUGAUUUAAAGGAAAGUGGUAAAGCAUGCUUUGUAUUUUAUUUUACAGUAACAUAAUCGGCGUUAAGUUGUUUUGUAUUGAAAUAAUAAAUAAUUUAGGACUACAGCCUUUUUUGUUCUGUGGUACUAUAUCAAUAAAAAAAAAAUAGGACAGCCGCCCUUUUGGUAUGAUUUUAUUAGAAAAAGAACGUUAUAAUCAGAACUUAUCAUUACAAAAAUAAUAUAAAACUUCAAUUAAAAAGCAUUUAAUCAUCUUCGGAACAUGAAGAAUUGUUUUCGUUAACGACAACUUUAUUUUUUGUUGUUUUUAAAGAUUUAUAGUAGGAAUGGUAAAUAGAAGGUACCCAUUCUAGCAAUUCCAUUAGGUGAUUAUAUUUUGAACUAUCAAUUGGAAUUGAAUUUUCAUUAUUUAUUUGGUCCGAUGUCUUUGGUAGAUCAUCGAGAGAACUUCUCAUUUUCAUUUUAAAAUUGACAGAUUUAAAAUUUUCCUGGGAAAAUGUUGGUUUAUAAAAGAUAAUGCCAGGGUGGUCUCUUUCGACUUUCAAGUGCACAAUUUUAUCUGUGUUCCGUUUCCGAUUCACAAACGAACUUGUCGAUUCUUUGCCCAUUUUUUCAAAGUUAAAAAAGUCACUUGUUUUCAUCUCAUUAACAAUAAGUGGUUUUAACGAACUGCAGAUCCUUAUAAACUGGGCCCAUUCAUGAGGUAGGUACAGAGAUAUUCAUAGUAGGCAGUCUUUUCUUCUUCCUCUCAAUUAGUGCAUGUAUUGUGUCUGCUUCGUUGUGUGUAUGCCCCUUGAGUAAAUAUUUAUGAUAGAUUCUAACUACUGAGGUGUUAUGGACAGCCCACAUAUACAUAUAAAAUAAAAAAAAAUCGGUUUUGGCCAGAGCAGUUGUCUGACCAAAAUGUUACCUAUUCUGUUGUAGAAGGUAAAUGUUUUAAACACAUUAUUACAGUGGAAGCUAUCUCGUUGCCACCCCUUUUUGCAAUAGACUCGUCCCACAUGAAGCAUGAACCUUCGGCAGUACUAUCAUUAUAGACGGUAAAAUUAAAUGUCCAUAACUGCUUUAACUAAAACGAUUUUCCAUUAGUUAACAUAGGUGUAGGGAGGCAUUUUUGCAAAUCCAUCAUUGCCACGAAUUCUUUUAAAUUCUGCUUGCAUCUUAUCUUAUCCUGCCUUUUCAACUUGUAUCUGUUAUCUGCGUCGUUCAAAUGAUCUGCUUUUUUCUUUAAAAUAUCUUCAACAUUAGGAUCUGCCUCUUUUUGCAUAGUUUCAAAACUGUCACAUGUAUCAAUGUUAGGGGGCUCGAAAUGAAGAUUGAACUCAGUAGAACCAUCUUCUUUGCUCUUGAUUAAGACAUUUUUGGUUGUUAUUUAUUAUCACAUUAAUCUCGAUAAAGAAAAAGUUACUUUUAUCUAUAAACCAUGCAAAAACAUUAGCUUAUAACCUCAAUUUUUACACAGCUGACAUACGGUUGUCCAUAGAGAUUGGAUUACCGUCUUUUUAACAAUCAGUGUGCCACGCAAAAAAGACCGGUGUACCACAUAGGGCUUUUUGCAACAAAUUUCACAGUGGACAUCUGACUUGCAAUUUUAGUAAUAUUGCCUGUACAACCACCUAUUAACCACCAUUCGAAAGAUAACACCUUUAAGUGUAUUAUUGGCUGCAUAUCUCCAUUUACUGUAAAAUUGGACUACCGCCCUUUCAAUUCUAACGUACAGAAAUACUCACACCCGGUGUACCGCACCGUGUUGCCUAAUAAUAAAAGUACAAUACUCUUUUUUACACUGCACGUGGACUUCACCCACAGUUGACUGAUUGCUGAAGAGGUAUAUGCAGCAGCAAUUCAAAAUCAACAGCAACAGCAAUCCACUACAGAGUUACAGGAAGUUGUUUAGAGGGCCGGUCUCACACACCCUGUGCGAGUAACGGAGGGUUAAUAACAAAGUAGGACUUUUCCAUAUACAUUGUUUAAUUUUUAAUACAGAAGCAAAUCUUACAGUAUUUUUUUAUUGUUCUUAGGAACAUCAGCAUUUUGACUUCUUAAAACACAUCAAGGGUGUUCAAUUUCCUUAUGUGGUCGUCUUGAUUCUAAACAAACUGAAUUAUGUAUUCGUUUUAAACUCCUUCUGUGACAUUAUUUGAAUUAGUAAAAAUUUUUUAGGACUAUUCUUAUGACCUUUGAUAAGUAAUUUAAGUAAAUGUUGCAUGUGAGGUAUGUACCAGGUUCCAUUUUGCCUUAUUAAGAUAGAGUAAAAAUCUUAUAACCCAUCUGCAGUGUUUCUGGAGAUUGAACUAUUGUGGAAACAUAGGUAACUUGGUUUGUUUAGAAGGCAAAAUGACAUCAAAUUAUACUAGUACAUGUAGACCUGCCUAUAUUCCAUAUAGUAAAUAUUUGCGAUUUGGUGUAUAACGCAGUGGCGGCUCGUACCACUUUAAGAAGGUAGUGCCAGAACUCGGACAGCCGCCAAAAUUUUUAGUGACGGAUUCACGAUAUUGUCAAAAAAUUAUACUUACAACAAAAACUAGAAAAAUAUAAGCGCGGAUACUUUUAUGUAUCUAGAUUUGAGGUGCCAAGCAAUUGUCCAACAUUGAUCAAAACAGUUCCGUAAAUUAAUUAAUAAUAAAAACCUCUUAACCUACCACCAGCAUUUACUGCUGAUAGUGCUUGAAGUUUGUUAUUACGAUUUAGUCUCUACUUACCAAUUUAUAAAAAUAAUACUAUUUCAUUUCACACACAUGCACAAAUUUUUGUAAUGGCACUUUUAAAGUUUACGAUAUAUGAAGUUCAUUCUGCUAUUUUUUGAUUGCAAAGUUUUCAAUGAAUUUAUUAUUAAAAUUAUCAAUACAAUUUACAAAAUGCUUUUCUGCAGAUAGCAUACCUAAAGCACUGUUUUAACAUCGAAAAACAGCGUUCUGCUUCAGAUGUUGAUAUAGGAAUGGUAACUAAAAUACUUAAAAGUUUAAUAGUUUCUUCAAAUGUGCUUUUUAAGCCUUCCCCCUACAAUAAAACAGAUAGCGAAACAGCCCCAGACGUAGUACUUAAUUCGUCUCGCUAAUACAGUACCUACUUCUAAUUCAGUUUUAAAUCGAGUUUUGCUUAAAAAUUAAAAUUGUCUCCAUGUUUCAUUAAGAAAUGAUUCGGAGAACUGAUGCUUAUAAGCAGAAAACUUCUCCGACAUAAAUAAAUUAGAAGCAACUAAAUGUCCGGAGAAGGUAGACCUUUGAAAGAUCUGGUACUUUAAAUAAUAUGUAGGGGAGACUGGGUAACAGUGAGACACUUUUUUUUCAUUUAACCAUAAGUCCACUACUGUGACAUGUAUAAACAAAAUUUCUUCAGGAUUGUACUCUCACAUGUGUUCAUUACACAAGAAAAAGUCAAAUUUUAAUAUAGCUCGGUUUGUUUAGUUUGUAUUCCACGCAUAAGGUUAAGUUGUCAUUUGUCUCGGUGUUACCCAUGCAUGGGUAACAGUGAGACAGUACAAUAUUUAUAGGAAAGAAAACAUAAAAAAACAUUUAAAUUACAAAGUAUUUAUUUAUAUGAAAAAUAAAACAAAUAAAAAAACAAAUUCAAGUUACAAAGUACUUAUUUAUUAAAAAAAUAGGAAUCGGAAAUAACGUACAUUUAUUAAAUUGAAAUUUAUCUCUAAUGAAAAAAAAUUUGCCGUUUAGUAUGACGUUAACAAACUGGCCUUGGCAAUAUCAUCUUAAUGCCUUUUACUACAAAUUUUAGAAAAAAAAAAUACAAAAUGUAAUUUUUUAUAACAUCUGCGUAACAGUGAGACAUGUCUCAAUGUACCCCGUCUCACUGUUACCCAUUUGCCAUAAAAUUUAAAAAAUAUUAUUUUUGUUAUUAUAAAACUUAGUUUGCAUUGCUAAACUGUGCUAUCAUGUUUACUAAUCUAUACACAAUGUCAUAGUAAUACUAGAAAAAUCCUAAUAAUUAACAUGCUUUUAUAAAAAAUUCUCAAAAUCCCUGUAUUAUUUUACUUAGUGCCCACCAAACACACUUUAUCACGAUAAAUCCUAAACUGAAACUGCACGGCCGCCGAACAUAUUAGUAAUCAGUAACCAGUAAAUACAGCAAUCAUGCGUAAGUAAUAAUAUCUCCACGUGGCGAAAAGGAGGGAAGAUAUUUCAAGUGUCUCACUGUUACCCAUGUCUCACUGUUACCCAGUCUCCCCUACCUUUAAGUCGUUGUCUAAUUCGGCGUUAAAAUUGACCAGCUCCUUAAAUAUGCCUCUAUUUUCUGAAUUUUCUUUUUCGUCGUGACCUCUUAAAGCUAACUCGAAAGCUCCACAAAACCUUAUAACAUUUGUAGUUUUUUUUAAAUAUUAAAAAUAUUCUUAAAAAUUUAAAUUUCUUAAAAAUUUUCUUAAGAUACUAAUCUUCGUUGUCAAUUAAUAAAUUAAACUUAAGAAAUAAUCAAAAUAUUAUUUAUACUACACCCACGAUCAUGAUGCACUAAAAGUUUAAUUAUAAAUACAAAAACUUUUGAACAGAAAAUAUACAUAAUAAAAGUGACAAACUAGCACGUAAAGAAACUCAACUUCGUGCCCGGCACAGAGAUUCUCAUUUUAAGGUAUACUAAUAGUCCAAUAUAGCUCUUUCUCUGCCACUUACAUAGAAUGAUCGUAAAAUCUUUCUCUCUUUAGUCGUGCCAGUACUGACUUUUGCACGAAGGAGAUUCUCCUGUCGAAUAAUCUCCGCUGUCGGCAGGGAUUGUAUUACGCCCAUAGUUGCCAUAUUUUAUAAAAUUUAUGAAGAUCAAAAGAAAUGCACAAAAAAAUUAACAGGAAUUAAAAAGUUUUGAAGAUAAAAAAAUAUGUUUCUGCAUAGUUAGCAGGGUAGUGCCAUGGCUCUAUGGCACUACCUCACGGGCCGCCACUGGUAUAACGUAACAGCAUUGUAAUCAGGUACACAAAGAGCGUCAAUGUCAGUCUACUUAAUCAAAACUCUUAUACCACCGUCGUAUAUCCAGUGCCCUUAGUCUCAAGUUUAAAACAUUUUUAGGAGUAAUAUUUAUCCUAAUACUGUGUAGAUACAAAUAAAAUUUUCUAAUUUUUUAAGAUCUGCUAAGAAAUGAAAAGCAAAUGCAAUGUUACAUACUGUGCUUUAAUUGUACAUAUUAUUAGUUUUAGUAAAAAAGAUGUGAUUUAAUUAAUAAAAUUAUAUUAUACUUUUAUAA